This is a messenger RNA of Vigna unguiculata (cowpea), 2237 nucleotides long. RefSeq lists its product as uncharacterized. Gene Ontology annotation, biological process: regulation of DNA-templated transcription. Gene Ontology annotation, molecular function: double-stranded DNA binding. NCBI's taxonomy places the organism in Eukaryota, Viridiplantae, Streptophyta, Magnoliopsida, Fabales, Fabaceae. The record is from RefSeq and is a predicted model, not a curated record.
UUAAAGGAGAAUGGAGAUAUGACGGAUCAGAUAUUAUGGCGAAAAUAUAUUCAUCUCCAUCUCCAUACCCAAUCGAAAAAAUCGGCAUAACCAUACUCAAUCGAAAAAAUCGGCAUACCCACUUAGAAAUGGAUGCACAAAACCUAAAUUACAGCUCCUUUAAUGAUAUUUUAUGACUUCUAACAAAUAGAUUAAAUAAAUUGAUUUUUUUUCUUACCGACUUUUUACCAGUGAAGCGAUUUUCUGUCGCCGUUUCCGAUUGGGAGGAUCGUGAGAGCGGUGGAAGCGGUGGCCGUAGCUUCAUUCUGACGCCAUGAACACUAUUAUCCGCCGCCGCCUAAGGCUAAGUCCAAAACUUCUUCUUUAUUCUUUCCCCAAAUCCUCUUUCUUCUUCUUCUCAACGACCACUUCUGAUUCUGUCUCCUUCACCAUAUCCUACCUCACCAACACCUGCGGCUUCACACGAGAGGCUGCACUGAAACUAUCCAAACGACUUCGUUUCAACACGGCCCAAAAACCCGAUUCCGUCAUCUCCUUCUUCCAAACCCACGGUUUCUCCGCCGCCCAGAUCCACCGCAUCCUCAGCCUAUCCCCCGAACUCAUGGUAUGCAACCCCACCCGAAGGCUUCUCCCCAAAUUCCACUUCUUGGCCUCCAAAGGCUUUUCUGCAUCCGACGUCGUUUCCAUUGUCGCUAAGAACCCCCGUUUCCUCUGUCAGAGCCUCGAAAACCGCAUCUUCCCCACCUUCCAACUCAUCCGAAGGUUCUUCCCCUCCGACCUCAGAGCCCUCGCUGUUUACAUCGCCUGUCCCUCUGUCAUCGGACACUGUCGCGUGGCAUCAAACGUUGAAAGGUUGCUCGACGCCGGAGUCUCGCACGCCGGCAUUCGGCACUUGCUCUCCUCUCGGCCUCUGGUUCUGUGCUUCAACCUGAGAACCCCCUUGGAGGAAGUGAAACUGUUGGGGUUUGACCCUUUGAAGGUGACCUUCGCUGUGGCCCUUGUGGCCAAAAGGACUGUUUCCAAACCCCUUUGGGAUGCUAAAGUCGCCGUCUUGAAGAAGUGGGGUUGGUCUAAGGAUGAGGUUUUGGUUGCGUUUAGGAAACAACCUACGAUGAUGCUCUGUUCCUUGGAGAAACUUGAUGCAGUGGCGGGGCUUUGGGCGGGUCGGCUUGGAUGGGAUCGUUCUGCGCUUAUUGCGUACCCCUCGUUGUUUUUGUACAGUUUGGAGAAAAGACUUGUUCCGAGGGCUUUGGUGUUGCAGCAUCUUCUCUCCAGAGGAUUGGUGAAGAAGGAUGCUAACUUCGUCACACCGUUUUGUAGGUCUGAUGAGGGUUUUCUGGAAAAGUACGUGACAUCUUUCGAGGAGGAAACACCCAGGUUACUAGAGCUAUAUCAGAAGGGACAGGGAGCAUGCUAGCAUCUGGUUGUUGAGAUCUAAUUUAACUCCUGUACAUAGAGAUUUUUGGUGUAAUUCAUCUCUAACCACUAUAUCUUCUCCGAGCAUAGCAAUGUGUUGUUGUUUGUUUUUCAGUAUGAACAUUUUCUAAUUAAGUCCUAGUUGGGAUUUGUAGGAGUAGUGUGAUAUUUUAUAGGUGAUUGAUCCAGGAGAACAAAAGGUUUUGUUGUUAGAGAAAGCCUUUGCAGCCUUUAGUUAACCAGUUCAGCACGAGUGGAAGAGGCAAUACAAAUAAGAUUUCUUUCGAUUAUGGUGCCAAUUCGAUUUCCUCCUGAAAUAGAGGACUGCUACUGUUGUGUGUGGAAGAAGAGGAUAAUUUGCAUCAUGUUGUUUCGUUGAAUACUGCUUUGAAGAAAUGAUCCUGAUCCUGGUCACGUCAAUUAUUAAAUAUGACAAUAAGAACACUAAUAUAUUAGCUAUCUGAUUGGAAAUGGGAAAAUGAACAAGGUGCAAGGCAUUUUCAAAUGGCAAGAUGACAAAACAGAACCAGAAACACCCAACACUGAAAGCCGCCAAAGGAAUAAAGGAACAAAUUCGUUGUGAAUUGAGAGAGAAUGGAUGAAACCCAAAAUCCUUUAAAACAGUUACCACUACUAUAACCUAGUUUUUUGACAAAAUUAUUUGUUCUUUAAAGUUUUCUCUUCUUAUUCAUAUGGGAACAAGCUUGAUUAAACCUGUGUGAAGUUUUUCUCAAACGAUGCUUGUAAAUGAGAAAUACGAAGGUCUUGUAUGAGAUGAAUUCUAAAGAGCUUCUAGAAAUUGUUGAUUGUUUGUUUGAGCA